Aspergillus pseudoviridinutans is the source of this 603-nucleotide messenger RNA. RefSeq names its product DUF4291 domain-containing protein. The transcript has a single exon. The record is from RefSeq and is a predicted model, not a curated record. NCBI's taxonomy places the organism in Eukaryota, Fungi, Ascomycota, Eurotiomycetes, Eurotiales, Aspergillaceae. The coding region runs from base 1 to 603 and encodes 200 amino acids.
AUGGCGAAACAACCCUCCCGGCAAAUUCGCGCCAAAUACACCUCCACGACCAUCACCGUCUACCAAGCCUACAGCCCCUCCAUUGCAGAUGCCGCAGUGGAUGCCCAAAGAUUUGUCCCUCCGUUUUCCCGCACACGCAUGACCUGGAUCAAACCCUCCUUUCUGUGGAUGGCGUAUCGAUGCGGCUGGGCCCGGAAACCCAAGCAGGAACGCGUCCUGGCCAUUGAGAUCACACGGGAAGGCUUUGAGUGGGCUUUACGGCAUUCAUGUCUAGCACAUUGUCCUGGGGAUGAUGCAGAGGAGAAGGCAAAGUGGCAGGAGCGGCUACGAAGCAGUCCGGUGCGGGUGCAGUGGGAUCCGGAGCGGGACUUUCAGCUUAGGCCGUUGGAUUUCCGGUCUAUUCAGAUUGGGCUGAGUGCAGAGGCAGUGAAUAAAUACGUAGACGAGUGGAUUGUUGGGAUUACGGAUGUGACGGAAGUCAUGAGGGAGAUUGAGAAAUGUCUGGACGAGGCGAGGAUGGAGGAUGCAGUGAGGUUAAUGCCAGUGGAAGACGUGUAUCCGUUGUCCGAGGAGUUAAAGGAGAUUCUGGAUGCUAGUAAAUGA